Drosophila obscura is the source of this 860-nucleotide messenger RNA. Its product is annotated as probable nuclear hormone receptor HR38. The record is from RefSeq and is a predicted model, not a curated record. The transcript is spliced from 2 exons. Bases 86 to 634 code for a protein of 182 amino acids. Lineage: Eukaryota; Metazoa; Arthropoda; Insecta; Diptera; Drosophilidae.
CAAAAAAAACCGCAUUGGCCACCGUGCUGGAUCACAAGCGCCGCCCUGGGCGCCAGACAGCCAUCAGGAUCAUCUGCCUGCAUCGAUGCUGCUGCAGCCGCCCAUUAAAUGUGAAGCCUCGCUGUAUGCCUUGUCCCCCUACGAGAGCAGUCUCUACCAUGAGAUCAACAACAAUUCCUGCUAUAGACAGAAUCUAAACAAUCAGCAGCAGCAGCAGCACGAGCAGCAGCACACACAACAGCAGCAGCAGCACCAGCAACAGCAGCAAGAGCAACAGCAACACCAACUGUUGCCACCACCUUUGCCACCAUUGAUAUAUCCCUGCCGCAAUCUCUUUCCCGACGGCUGUGAUAUCACACAUUUGGCCUGCUGCAGUUCCUCCUCCACAUCCACAUCCAGCUCCUCGUCCUCCUGCAGUCCCACCACCACCACCAACAGCAGUGGCAGUGGCAGUGUCACCAGCAGCUUUUAUGCCAAUGGAAACACGUGUAUGUAUUGGUUUUUAUUUUUCCUUUUAUUUUACGGUGCUGGGUUUUCGCUAAUCGCCGCACACGCCGCGUAUACGCAAUAUCACGUAUACGUACACGCAUUGCCCCAUACGAGUAGAAGCAGCAGCAGCAGAAGCAUUCGGUAAACGGUUUGCUCAAUCCAAAUGGUUUUUGGGGGCAUGUCCCCAGGGGCGUGGGGGUGAGGCAAGAGGCGUGGCACGACGCACAAUGACGACAUAAAUUUUCAUCAACAGAGCUCAAAAUGCAGCAUAACAAAAAAUGGUGAAAAUAUUCAACAAAUAAUAAUAAAGAAAAAUAUGAGUGUAGUGUUUGCAUUUGUGUGGGUUGUCUGUCCUUCUGUCUGUCUGUCUG